GCCAAUAUUACUCUAAAGAGUUAAUAUUAGUUACCCUUUCGAGCAUGACUGCCCCAUUACGUCUGUGCUAAAACCUUAAUAGAGGUCAGUGGUGGUACUGACACACCUGUGCACUAUACACACACAGUGUGCAUGUAACCACAUAGACAGAUGCAACUAGAAGUAGCACAAACAUUUCAAGACAAAAUGAAGAGCUUGGACGAGGCUCCUGGGAGUGAAACCAUCAGACACGGCAACAAAUGGGAAAGAGAAAAUCAAUCAGAGACAUCUCAUAAUAAGAGUCUGCUCCGUGCUGAUCCCGUGAAACCAUGCCGACGGACCCACGCAAUUGUCAAAGAGUGGCUGUUGAAGCUGAGGUGUUGUUUGGGAGCAGUGUGUGGGGUGGAGUGGUAUGGUUACGCUGCUCUAGGCAUUUUGACUGCCCUCCUCAGCUUCCUGAUGGACCUUAGUGUAACAAAGCUGUUGAGAGCUCACCAGUGGCUUUACAUGAAACUGGAGGGCAACAGUCUCCUGCAGUUCUUCUGCUGGACUCUUUACCCAGCAUGCCUCUGUGCAGUCUCUUCAUCGUUCUCCCACAACAUCUGUCCCUUCUCCACAGGCUCCGGGGUACCUGAGGUGAGAACCAUGCUAGCUGGUUUUGAAAUGCCUCAUUACUUGUCUCUCACUAAUAUGUUUACCAAGUACCUGGGGCUUAUCUGUACACUGGCAGCUGGUAGCACAGUUUACCUUGGCAAAGUGGGUCCAUUUGUGCAUCUUUCCACCAUGACUGGAGCCUACCUGAGCAACCUCUGCACUCUUAUACAAGACAGUAAGAAGGAUAAAGCUGCUGAAGAGAUGCUGGUUGUAGCUGCUGCAGUCGGAGUAGCCAGUUGUUUCGGAGCUCCCAUCAGCGGUGUUUUGUUCGCUAUGGAGGUGAUGUGUUCUCACUUUGCCCUGAGGAAUUAUUGCCCAUGUUUCUUCUCAGCUGUGUGCGGGGCGAUGACCUUCCAUCUGUUCUCAGUGUGGAGCGGAGAUUUAGAGACUCUUCAGGCCUUGUUCAAAACUAAUUUCCCCACUACUUUACCUUUCUACCCCCUGGAGAUUCUGCUGUUUGCUUUCCUUGGACUGCUGUGUGGCACUGUGAGCUGCUGUUAUCUCUUCUGCCAUCGGUGGAUCUUGAAAUUGUCCAAAACAAACCCAAUCUUUGUCAAGAUGCUGACAACAGAGAAGUGUCUAUACUCAGGCGUGGUGGCUUUCCUCCUGGCCUCUCUGACGUUUCCCAACUCUGCUGGUCAAUAUAUGGCUUCUAAGUACACCAUGAAACAGCUCCUCACAUCCUUACUGGAUAGCACACAGUGGGGCUCACAAUCUCACAAUGCUUCUGCUCAGCCUUUGUUGGAGUGGAGCUCAUCGGGGAGUCCUGUCUACCUUUCUUUGGCUGUCUUUCUCCUCAUGAAGAUGCUGAGGACAGAUUUGACAGUCUGUUUGUCUACUGUUGGUUUGGAGAUGUGGAUGCUGGUCGUCGCCUGCACUCUGCCUCUGCCAGCUGGAUACUUCAUGCCAGUGUUUGUCUAUGGGGCAGCUCUGGGCCGUUUGUUUGGAGAAGGAGUAGGUUAUGUGUCUUACACUGGACUGACUUCGGGCCAGCAGUGGGCCUCUAUAAAUCCUGGGGGCUACGCACUUGCUGGUGCAGCAGCCUUCUCCGGUGCUGUGACACACUCUUUGUCCCCAGCUCUCCUGGCUAUAGAGUUAACGGGUCAGGUCAGCCAUGUCCUACCAAUCCUCCUCGCUACUCUGCUGGCCAAUGCCGUGGCUCGCUCUGGUCACCGUCCGUCUUUCUAUGAUGCACUCUCUAUAAGCAAGAAGCUCCCACACCUACCCUCUCUGAUGAAGGUGUGGCCUCAGCUUCCCUCCACACCAAUUGGACAGGUUUUGGGAGUGAAACCAGUGCAGCUUCAGAAAGCAGCUGGGCCAGCGGAGGUUCAGCACGUUGUCAACACCAGCACUGAAACACAAAUCCCUGUGGUGGACUCACAUGAGUCGCAGAUUUUACUGGGAUUUGUUCUCCGAUCAGACCUGCUGAUGUACCUGUGGCGCAGUAAGACUGAGAUUGUGGAUAAAAAUCUGGAUGAGGUCUGCUGCAUUUACCCGACCUCUCUCCUGUUAUCACCUCACAACACCGUUCAGGAGGUCAGCAGGAUUCUCAGUCUGGUUGGAGCCCAGACAUUGUUUGUGACAGACAUGGGAAGGCUGAUUGGGGUCAUCACAUGGCCAGAGAUGAAGAGAAUGAUCGAGGACUUGGCCAAAGAAAUCUAAGCAGUAACACACAGGAAAUAAGCACAUCCCUUGACCUUUUGAACAAACGUGAAUCCAUCUUUGUCUGAUUAACAGUAACACAAGCCUGACUCUAAUAAUGACAUCACUUCUUCAUUUCCCAAGCAUAACUGUAUUUGCACACAAACAAAACUGCCAUUAGCUGGAGGCUCCUAUGAUGAACAUUUGUCAGGGCUUAUUGUCUUGCCUCCUAUUGUAAUUAGCAUGAUCUUGUCUACUGAGGAGAUUACAUUCACUGAUCUACAUUUUGUGACAAAGCACUAUUGUGUCUGCCCAGAGUAAUAUCCAGUGGGGAGGAAAAGAAAGCCUGUAAAAUACUUUGUACCCCAAUUAACAGAACGUUACCCUGCUGAUGUGUUGCUCUCACUAAACCACACUUCUCUGUGAAUACCAAAGCAUACCGUGAAUUUCACAUUGACCUUUUCUUACCUGAUUUAUUUAUCUUUAUUGCAUUAGACUAAGAAAAUCACGACCAAAAUGUCCCUCAGUGUCAGUAUGUUGUGGAGGGAGCUAGCAUCUUCACUAUUUCACUUUACAGUUUUUCUUUUCUAGUUGUAUUUAAAGGCAUGGCACCAAACCUCUGAAAUAGAUUCCCAGGUUAAAGCUGCUAUGUGUUGCAAAGUUUCUGGUUUUGACACCCCCCCAGUGGUAGCUUCACAAAGGAUACUCUGGCACACAGCAAUGCGUGCCUCGACGUCCUCUUGAGAAAAGCACACAGACUCCGCCCAAUACUGACCUGGAUCUUCUCAUUUUCGCACAAACCAUCAGAAUCAUAUGCAUUAAAAUUCUACUCAUAGUGGCUUUCAGGUAAAAUGUUGAGUGAUUUUUCAUAUUUACAUCAGGAAUACAUCAAGAGUUGCCUUGGUAACGAGUUUCCAGCUCAGUUUAAUCAAAUCUUGAUUGCCGUCCAAAUUAUUCUCAGUACUUUUCUGGUGUGAUUGUUAAAACUCAAAGAAAAUGUGAAGCAUAAAACAAAAAUUACAAACUAAAAAUUAAAUGUUUUAAGAAAGAAAAACUUGUGCUGUUAGAUGAAACUGCCAACUUAAAACAUAUAAAAGGC
Scatophagus argus is the source of this 3373-nucleotide messenger RNA. It is a transcript of the gene clcnk, whose product is annotated as chloride channel K. Gene Ontology annotation, cellular component: membrane. Gene Ontology annotation, molecular function: voltage-gated chloride channel activity. The record is from RefSeq and is a predicted model, not a curated record. Bases 151 to 2295 code for a protein of 714 amino acids. Gene Ontology annotation, biological process: transmembrane transport; chloride transport. The transcript is spliced from 20 exons. Lineage: Eukaryota; Metazoa; Chordata; Actinopteri; Scatophagidae.